AUGUCGAAGAUGUUUGUGAAGUGCGAAACGAAAAGCAGCCGCGUCAAGGGGCUCGCUUUUCACCCUUCGCUCCAGUGGGUUCUCGCCGCACUCCACAACGGCACGAUCCAGCUCUGGGACUACCGCAUUGGAUCUUUGAUUGACAAGUUCGAGGAACAUGAAGGUCCUGUGCGCGGCAUCGACUUCCACUCCUCCCAGCCGCUCUUUGUCAGUGGCGGCGACGACUACAAGGUGAAGUUGUGGUCAUUGACGACGCGCAAGUGCAUCUUCACGUUCCUCGGCCACCUCGACUACCUUCGCACGGUCUUCUUUCACCACAUCUAUCCGUGGAUUCUGUCUGCAAGCGAUGACCAAACAGUUCGGAUUUGGAACUGGCAGUCUCGCGCAUGCAUUGCGGUGCUGACUGGCCACAACCACUACGUGAUGAGUGCCCUGUUUCACCCCUAUGAGGACCUGGUCGUCUCCGCGUCUCUCGACCAAACCAUUCGCGUCUGGGACACGUCGGGCCUUCGCGAGAAGACAGGCGGCGCGGGCGGCGCGCAUGCGUUCGGCAAGGGCAGCUUCCCUGGCGGUCCCGGAGGCAGGCAUCACGCCUCGGAGAUGUUUACAGCGAAUGACGCAGUUUGCAAGUUCGUGCUCGAGGGCCAUGAACGCGGAGUCAACUGGGCGGCGUUCCACCCUUCGAUGCCGCUCAUUGCUUCCGCUGCCGACGAUCGCAUGAUCAAGCUGUGGAGGUACAACGACUCGAAGGCGUGGGAGGUGGACACCCUCCGCGGCCACUUCAACAACGUCUCGUGUCUCGUUUUUCACCCGCAGCGAGAGCUCUUGAUCAGCAAUUCGGAGGACCGGACGAUUCGUGUCUGGGACGUGAGCAAGCGCGUGGGCGUGCACACCUUCCGCCGGGAAAACGACCGUUUCUGGAUAAUCGCCGCGCAUCGCACCAGCAGUGCGCUCGCCGUUGGCCACGACUCGGGCAUGGUGGUCUUCAAACUGCACACGGAGAGGCCGCCGAGUGCGCUUCACUCACGGUUCCACUUCUACUACAUCCGCGACCGCGUCGUGUGCUUCCGGGAUCUCCAGCUGACGCUCCAGCUGUCGCACAAACAUGGAGACGCUCGAAACGCACCCGGAAGCCUCGGCGGGGGGAAUGCAGCGGGACUCGCUGCUGCGGCGGAAGUUUCCAUCUGCGAAGUCCGCCGACCCGCCAAUGCCAUGACUGCCGGACCGAAAUACCUCCUCGUCAACUCUCUCAACGCCACCGACCUGAACGCCAUCGUCAUCUAUGCGGAUGCAGAGAGCGGGUUCUCGUACGACCUCGUCGUCGGGCCGUUGCCGCAAGCAGGCUUGCCCUAUCCUGGCAGCCCGGAGACACACACGGGAUCAUGCCACUCAGUGGCAUUUGUCGCGCGAAAUCGGUUCGCAAUGAUUGACAAGGCCGGGGCAACGUCACUCGGAGUGUACAACAUGAACAACGAACUGUGCAAGAAGGUCGAGUUGCCGUGUCCCGUAGACCGGCUUUUCUUCGGAGGCAACAACCGCCUCAUUCUCAAGUCUGAGGACAAGCUGCGUCUCUUUGAGGUGCCGACGUGCCGAGUCUACCCCGAAGUCCAGUGCGGAGGAGGCGGCGGCAUCCGCUCCGUUCUUCUCUCCCCUACCGGCGAGUAUCUCAUGGUCAUUUCGAAGCACUCAUUGAUGCUUCUACACCACGUCGGACACGCGGACGGCGGAGCGUCUGACGCCACGGGUGGCUUCGAAGUCGUCUGUGCUGUCCACGAAAACAUUCGCAUCAAAGGCGGUGCGUGGGACGAAGACAACGGCACCUUCGUGUAUUCAACUCUCAGCCACGUGAAGUACCUCCUCCUCAACGGCGACCGGGGAAUCAUCCACUGCUUGAACGAGCCUGUGUACAUCUUCAAAGUCCAGAGAGGCAUGUACUACUACUUGGAUCGGCGGGCCGGCGUCCACGUCGAGCCUUUGAAUUGCCAGGAAUACCUUUUCAAACUCGCUCUCCAUCGCCGACAGUUUGACCAGGUGGCUCUGUUUGUGCGGAACGGUCAACUUUGCGGCAAUGCUCUCAUUGCCUACUUGAAGAAGAAGGGAUAUCCAGAGGUGGCCCUCGAGUUCCUCACAGACAAGAAAGCGAGAUUCCACCUGGCCCUCGAAAGUGCGUGGCAACUCCUGGGGCGGGCGGCGUUGCAGCAGGGGUACCCGUCUUUGGUGGAGUCGGCGUACCAAAAGUUGAAGGAGUUCGAGAAACUGUCGUUUCUGUACUUCAUCACGGGAAACAUCGGCAAGCUGAGGAAGAUGCUGCGGAUUGCCGAGCUGCGCAAGGAUCCAAUGAGUGAAUUCCACAACGCCCUGUUGCUGGGAGACGCCGAGGAACGCGUCCAGGUUUUGGCGGAGGUCGGACAGAUCGCCCUCGCAGCGCUCACUGCCAAGACCUACGGCUUGACUGCUCUCUACGAACAACUCCACGACAGCGUGAAGGACAUGUCCCUCGACACCUUCAUGCCCGCCGUGCCUCAGCUCCUCAUGCCGCCCAUCCCGAUCCUCAGAUGCACGGAGGCAGAGACUUCGGCCUGGCCGUCGGCAGUGUCGGAGGGCGCGUCAGUCUUUGAUAAAGCCAUGCAAGCGACUGCGGGCAUGAAACCCGAAGCGGCAGGUGCCCGGCUGUACAAAGACAUGGUGGAGGGCGCCUCAGCCGGCGCGACAGCCGGCGCUCCGCCCGCGUGGGAAGACGCCGCGGAAGACCUCGACGGCUUCGAAGUCGAUUUGGGCGAAGGCGUAGCGGGCGGCGACUGGAGCGACGGAAUCGAUUUGCCGCCGGACGAUGCAGGCCUCUCGCAACUGGGAGGCCUCGACGAGCCGGCUCCAGGAAAGGAAACUCUCGAGCACGGAUUCGACGGCGCAGGUUCCUCGUUCGUGGCGAAGCGUGAACCGCCGCACGCAGCCUGGCUGAAGGGAGGCCAACCCGUGGUGGCGGACUUUGUGGCCGCGGGCGAGUUCAGCCUCGCCCUCGAAACGCUUCAGAGACGCAUGGCUCUCCGCAAUCCGGCCCCGCUCCUGCCGAUCUUCUCCCGAGUCUACCAGGCUGCCUGGGCCUCUCUGCCCGGUUUGCCGUUCGCGCCGUCGCUCCCUCUCGCCCUCAGCGACCGCGCGGCUGGGAAAGGCGCCGCAGGAGACGGCGGUCUGAAGCCGCACCGCCUCAUUCUGCCCAGCAGUCUUAUGGAAGACUUGCGAGAAGCACACAAACUCGUCACAGCUGGGCGGUUUCAGGAGGCCCUCAGUGCGUUCCGGUUCGUCCUCCACUCCGUCCCUCUCGUUGUGGCGAACAACGCGGAGGAAGAGCAGCAGGUCCACGAAUUCAUCGAAAUUGCACGUCACUACGUCACGGGCAUGAUUCUGGAGAUGGCGCGUCUCAGUCUCGGCGAGUCGGAUCCAGGCCGAAACGUCGAGCUCGUCGCCUACUUCGCCUGCUGCAAGAUGCAGGCCUCGCACCUGUUCCUGGUGCUUCGGCGGGCCAUGAGCGUCGCGUGGAAGGCGCAAAAUUUCGUAACCACGGCAGCGGUGAGAAAGUGCAUCCGCGCACGCAAGGCAUACGUGUCCUCACCCGGGGUGGCGCGGCGCCUCCAGUCGCGCCUGGGGAUUCAGGGGAGUAUCUGGGCGCUCCAACACGAAUUCGAGACGCGCGUAGACAGGAAGAGCCGUGGGGAGGGGUGA
Neospora caninum is the source of this 3720-nucleotide messenger RNA. RefSeq names its product AT3G15980 protein, related. The record is from RefSeq and is a predicted model, not a curated record. Gene Ontology annotation, biological process: endoplasmic reticulum to Golgi vesicle-mediated transport; intra-Golgi vesicle-mediated transport; intracellular protein transport. Gene Ontology annotation, cellular component: COPI vesicle coat. Lineage: Eukaryota; Apicomplexa; Conoidasida; Eucoccidiorida; Sarcocystidae. Bases 1 to 3720 code for a protein of 1239 amino acids. Gene Ontology annotation, molecular function: structural molecule activity; protein binding. The transcript has 17 exons.